AUGGCUCCAUCAACUAUGAAGCAGUGGGUUGCUGUGGAUAAGGAGAACGGUUUUGAUAGUCUUAAUUUUGAGGAAGCUCCGGUGCCCAAGUGUGGUGAAAAUGAGGUCCUCGUCAUGCUACGCGCUGCGUCGCUCAACUAUCGUGACCUGAUCAUCCCCAAGGGGAUGUACCCCUUCCCUCUCGAUUUACCCGUCGUCCCCGGUUCCGAUGGUGCCGGCGAGGUCGUCGAGGUCGGGUCGAAAGUGACCCAGUUCAAGAAAGGCGACAAGGUGGUGACCUUGUUCAAUCAAUUCCAUCAGUACGGUCCUGUCGAUACGCGGAGCAGCAAAUCCGGUCUCGGUGGUGUCCUCGAUGGUACUCUGCGCCAAUAUGGUGUUUUCAACGAAAAUGGCCUGGUCAGGGCUCCCAGGAAUCUGAACUUCCUCGAGUCGAGUACCCUUACCUGCGCUGCUCUCACCAGCUGGAAUGCUCUGUAUGGCUUGAACGCUCUUAAGCCGGGUGAGGUCGUUCUGGUACAAGGAACGGGCGGUGUUAGCCUGUUUGCCCUGCAGUUCGCUAAAGCAGCUGGAGCUACUGUUAUUGCUACGACCUCAUCUGAUGUGAAGGCCAAGAAGCUCAAGGAGCUUGGAGCGGACCAUGUCAUCAACUACAAGACGAACCCCAACUGGGGUGAAAUUGCUCGCUCUCUGACUCCCGACAACGUCGGUGUCGAUCACAUCAUCGAAGUGGGAGGCGCUGGAACUCUUGGGGAGAGUUUGAAGUGCAUCAAGUUUGAGGGCACAAUCAGCAUCAUUGGUUUCCUAGGAGGUGUCGAUCUCAAGGGUCAGCCUAGCAUGCUUGAAGCACUCAACCAUAUCUGCACCAUUCGGGGUGUAUAUGUCGGAAGCAAGGCUUUGAUGAACGAUAUGAUCAAGGCCAUUGAGGUGAACAACAUCCACCCCGUGGUUGACGAGAAGGUUUUCCGUCUCGAUCAGGCCAAGGAAGCUUAUGAAUACAUGUGGGCUCAAAAGCAUCUCGGAAAGCUGGCAAUUGAAAUUGAUUAA
Molecule: messenger RNA, 1044 nt
Organism: Aspergillus pseudoviridinutans
Lineage: Eukaryota; Fungi; Ascomycota; Eurotiomycetes; Eurotiales; Aspergillaceae
Product: zinc-dependent alcohol dehydrogenase family protein
Exons: 4
Coding region: 1-1044 (347 amino acids)
Molecular function (GO): oxidoreductase activity
Source: RefSeq, a predicted model, not a curated record